Molecule: messenger RNA, 1829 nt
Organism: Oryzias latipes (Japanese medaka)
Lineage: Eukaryota; Metazoa; Chordata; Actinopteri; Beloniformes; Adrianichthyidae
Gene: acat2
Product: acetyl-CoA acetyltransferase 2
Molecular function (GO): acyltransferase activity, transferring groups other than amino-acyl groups
Source: RefSeq, a predicted model, not a curated record
UACCAUUCAUGCGUUCGUUCAUUCAGUUCAGUAUCAACUGAGUCGUGUGUAAGUGAACUGACAGAAAGAUUUCCUGAAGACUAAAGCUACUCCAGCAUUCUGAACAAGAUGAACGCCGAGCCUGUUGUUAUUGUUUCUGCUGCACGUACUCCAAUUGGAUGUCUGAACGGUGCUCUGUCCACACUGUCUGCAAGUGACCUGUGUUCAGAAGUCAUUAAGGAUGUUCUAAAGCGAGCUGGAGUGAAACCAGAAGAGGUCUCUGAGGUUGUUUUGGGCCAAGUCUUAACUGCAGGGCAAGGGCAGAACCCUGCACGACAAGCCAGUGUCAAGGCCGGUAUCCCAUAUCUUGUCCCAGCAUGGAGCUGCCAGAUGGUGUGUGGUUCUGGGCUGAAAUCUGUGUGUCUGGGAGCUCAAUCCAUCCAAGCAGGAGAGUCCACUGUAGUUGUCGCAGGAGGCAUGGAGAGCAUGAGCAGGGUUCCUCAUACAGUGCAAAUGAGAGCAGGCGUGAAGAUGGGAGACGUUUCUCUCCAGGACUCCAUGGUUGCUGAUGGACUAACAGAUGCCUUCCAGGGAUACCACAUGGGCAUUACAGCUGAGAACGUGGCGAAGCAGUGGGGCAUCAGCCGAGAGGAGCAGGACCGCUUCGCUGUUCAGUCUCAGAACAAAACGGAGGCUGCGCAGAAAGCAGGGCAUUUCGAUCAGGAGAUCGUCCCCAUCAUGGUUCCGUCCAGAAAAGGGCCAGUGGAGGUGAAGGUGGAUGAGUUUCCUCGACAUGGCAGCAACAUGGAGAGCAUGGCCAAACUCAAACCUUGCUUCAUCAAGGACAGUGGGACGGUCACUGCUGGAAACGCUUCAGGAAUUAAUGAUGGAGCGGCAGCCGCAGUCCUGAUGGGUCUGUCAGAGGCUGAGAGGAGAGGCAUCAAACCCAUGGCUAAAAUAAUAUCUUGGGCUCAAGCUGGCCUUGACCCUUCUAUAAUGGGAACUGGGCCGAUACCAGCUAUCAAGAAGGCGAUUGAGAAAGCCGCUUGGCAGCUGGAUCAGGUGGAUUUAUUUGAGAUUAACGAAGCUUUUGCUGCUCAGUCAGUCGCUGUCGUCAAAGAACUCUCUUUAAAUAAAGAUAAGGUCAAUGUGAGCGGUGGUGCCAUUUCUCUGGGACAUCCCAUCGGCAUGUCGGGCUGCAGGGUGCUGGUGACCUUACUGCAUGGACUCCAGAGGACUGGAGGAAAGAGAGGAGUGGCGUCCCUUUGCAUUGGAGGGGGGAUGGGCAUCGCCAUGUGUGUGGAGAGGGUUUAACAUAAGAGCGUAGGAUCCUUAAUGUGUUGCACUUAAUUUCAUCUCCUUAAUCAAGAUUUUAAAAAGACCUGUUGUUUACAUUGACAUGUAAGAGAUCAGCUUCAGACUCAUGUCUGCUUAAAAUGAAGUAUUUUGCUGUCAAUUGUAUCCACUAACAGUUUACAGUUCUCACUGAGUUUAAGUUCCUCAGGUUUUUGCUGUGGCAGCUGGUUAUGUUCUAGAGUCACUCAGUUUAACAGCUUUAAGUGGUAAAAGUUCCUAACCAGUAACUAGCAUGUUAAAGGCAGCAGUCUGGCUUGUAAUGCAGCCUCCAGUCAUUGUUAGUGAAACAGGAAAAAAGCUUUUAACCAAGUUUUGGGGGGAAAGGGAUAUUUUCUUAUGUAAAGCACUAACUAGUGCACCUGAUGAACAUUCCAGUAUGUUCUUGUGGAAUGAUUAACUUUAAAAAGAAACAGAAAGCCAUCUUUCUGACAGUGCUUGCAGCUUCAUAUAUUACCUUUUUUCUUACUAAAGAGUUAUGACCAUAUCAAAAGAAA